CGAUGCUGUCGUGCAGCGUCGUUGACGAGGCAGAGGUAGAGUACGAGGUCGUCGAAGAGGGUUCCAACCGGAAGCGACAGAAGCUGGUGUCAUCGGGUGGGUUUUCGUACUGUGUCAAGAGAGAGAGACCGAUUCCAGCAGGCAGUAGAGAUGCAGCAUCAGGCGAAAAGACAUGUCUUGCUAUGCGUCGGUUAAUCAGCGGGGUGAGGUUUUUUCAAGGGGCGCUAAGGAGCACUGUCACCCGGCUGACCCACUCAUAAGGAAGCGGGUCUUACUAACCAGAGAUGUCGACACGGACUACCUGCUGGAGUCUUUUUUCAUCGGUGAUGUGAGGGUCGGCGACGAACGUCAUCUGAUGUUCUCCACCCCUAGUCAACUGAAGUUUCUGGGACAGGCGCGACGAUGGUACCUUGACGGCACCUUCAGGGAAGUCAACAGACCAUUAACACAACUUUGGUCCGUGCACGCCUUCCUGCAGCAAGGGGAGUCGGUGAAGCAGGUUCCACUGCUAUACGUGCUAAUGUCGAAGCGCAGGAAGCAGCAUUAUGUAGCUGUAAGUCUAUGGCAGGCCCUCCGCUCCGUUUUUCCGGGUACCCAGCUAAAGGGAUGUGCAUUUCAUUGGUGCCAGUCCGUUCUGCGCCACGUCCAACACCUGGGGCUAAAGGCAACUUAUGAGCGGAGAGAGGGAGCCCUCCAGCUCAUCAGGAAGCUGUUGGCGCUUCCAUUCCUUCCAGGACUGUCCUACAACACAUAG
This is a messenger RNA of Mya arenaria, 754 nucleotides long. RefSeq lists its product as uncharacterized. The transcript has 4 exons. Lineage: Eukaryota; Metazoa; Mollusca; Bivalvia; Myida; Myidae. The record is from RefSeq and is a predicted model, not a curated record. Bases 173 to 754 code for a protein of 193 amino acids.